Messenger RNA from Caenorhabditis sp. 36 PRJEB53466, 5494 nucleotides. The record is from the annotation of a GenBank genome assembly. NCBI's taxonomy places the organism in Eukaryota, Metazoa, Nematoda, Chromadorea, Rhabditida, Rhabditidae.
AUGGAAGGUCAAAGUGAAGAGAUUCAGAAGAAGAAGGCCAGGUGAGUAAUCAGAAAACUUUGAUCUAUGUCUGCCGAAAAGUAAAUAGACUUACUCGUGAACUUUGUGUGUCUACGAUGUUUUUGAACAUUUGAGUUAUCCGAAGCUUCUCAUGGCUUCCUGUCUCAUUUCUAGUUGUACUAAUGUACCAUUGUUAGUGAGAGUUCUGACUGACGAAUAGAAUAGGCAGCUUCGCAAUACGAAACAUUAAUAUUGUAUUUACACUACCACAUUUCUUACAAAACAAAAGUUGUUGCAGAACGAAGACAGGAUGUGAUGUGGGCUGUCAGACGGAUCAUCAGCAACCUAGUAACAGUAGUUCCUCGCAAAAUCAACAGAAUGGUACCUCCGCCGCAGCCUCAGCCAAUAGUUCCACGACGACGUCUUCACAACCGAGCGGCACAACGCCUGCUUCUGCGGCCACUAUGGCCGCGGCAACGGCGACGGCAGCGGUGAACGGAGCGUUGAAACAAUUGGACAAGGCCACAGGUGAAGCGAUAACUAACAAUACGUCUGGAUCUACGUCGUCUUCUUCGACUCCUGGAAGUGCUACACCUGCGGAAGUCUCCACUGCUCCACUCUCGCCUGCCUCGUCGGUCAACACGGCCACUCAAGCGGUAAGCGUCAAUCACCUCCUUCUCCUCUCGAUCGAUGUUCUCACUGCGCACACACACACGCACACACACAUCAUUUGUUGUUCUUUCUUGUGGUUUUUGGAGAUUAGGCACAGUACUUCUUCUCGGUUAAAAGAUGUGUUAACUUUAGAGUUGACAGCGUCUUCAACCUCUCUAUCUUUCUAUCUAUUCGCACCGAAAAGACGGAAUGCGCAAUUCGUUGUUGUUGCAGUUCUCCAACAACCACAAGAACGGCAUUAAUGUGGCGGGUGUGAGGCCUCAGGACAUUGACCAGUACUUUCAAGAAUCCCUGAAACCACAGGUACAAUCGGCUACGAAUCCAAUCGCUGCUGCGCCUGCUGUUCCACCCGGUCAAACGUUGUCGGCUCAAUCGAAAGCGCGGUGUGCAUCCACUAAUGGAGUCGUCGGAGAAGCCAAGAAGCAAGUGCGCAACUCGCAACCAGCACCGCCGACCGCCACCGCAGCCUCCUCCUCUUCCGCGUCGACGAAUGGAACCGCGAAGGGCGACGGGCCGUCGUGGUCGGAUGAGAAUUGCAAACUGCGAUUGGUGAUCAGCCGUUUCUCGCAUCUCGAGGAGACGAUGUGCUCACCGCCGAAAUCUAUCGAAGGAGUGUCGUGGAAGAUCAUGGUGAUGCCGAAGCAGCAUAUGGUGCAGAAGAAGCAGCAGAAGUGCAUGGGAUUCUUCCUGCAGUGCGCUCCGGAACGGGCUUACUCUGAUCAGUGGAGCGUUCACGCGAUUGCCGACAUGCGGAUGAUAUCCUACAAGCCGAAUGUGCCCCACUUUGCCCGACGAACGACUCAUACGUAUACUUCGAAGGAAAACGACUGGGGAUACUCGUGCUUCAUGACAUGGGCCGAUAUUAUUGACGAGGCUCAGGGCUACAUACGUGACGACACGGUCGUGUUGGAGAUUGCUGUGAAGGCGGAUCCGCCGAAGAAUAUGAUGACCCACGAGGAUUUCUUGGAUAAAAUCGAGAAAUGGAUUGUGCUCGCCGACAUGCAGAUGAAGAAGAACAACAUUGAUCUGGCUCUCGAGGCCAAUCAAAGUGCCAUGAAGUUCUGCAAAGGAAAGGAUGAUGUGUGCUAUCAACGUCUCGAAACUCAACGGGAAACAUUCGUGAAUGCGAAACUCUUCGAAAGUAUCGAGCGUAUAGAAAAGGGACCUGUCGUCUGCACAGACACGACACACGGGAAACCGACGUCAUUGCGACAAGCGUUGACUGGAGCCCAGAAGUCGUUGAACGGAAAGAUGACGGCGAAAGGAGGCAAGAAGACGCGCGCGGUGGUGACUGUUCAGCACAUGAAGAAGAAGAAGCCAUAUGAUCAGUAAGUUCAAAGUAGAAUUGAACUGACUGAUUCUAUCACCUGUAUUGUCAUCCUUUCAGAAACAACACAAAUGCGCAGCGAACCAACUCGGGACCAACUGUGAAAGGUGAGAAAUGGCAAAAGCUUGCAGACAAAAACCUUUCGAUUGUAGAUCUUGUUGAAAAAAAGAAAAACGGAAAGUCGGAUGAACAACUCAAAAAGGAGUUGGUUAAAUCUGUGGAGGAUGUGGAGAUUGACGAGCAGACCGAUUCGUCGGACGAGUCUCAGUCUCAGGAGGAGAAGGUGUCUGUCGGAAGCGGGGAAGAGGAGUUCGACGUAGACGACGAGUACAACGAGGGAGAUUACGCCGAUCAGGCUGACGAGAUGAACGACGAACUCGGCCCUUCGAAUAGUGGACCGUUGAACGACGAGGACGACGAAGAUGAUUCGUGCUCGGAUGAGGACGAGGCGGCUAUUCGUCGCGAAGAGAGACGCAAGGCCACCGAAGUAAUGCUAGCGCUUCGUCACUUUGGAACUGAGCCAGUUCCGGUUAUUUAAUCCUUCCCAUCGUUUCUCUUUUUAACUUUUGUCUUCUUUUCAGUUCUAUCAAGGAAGCUGUGGAGAAUUGGGUUGCGUUGAUCGGUAUGUUCAGACUGAUGACACUGAGAAUGGACAUCCACAAAUGGGCGAUGCCGAAUCCCUCAUUAUUGGUCAACUUCCGCAGAUGGUCUAUGAGGAUGUACGUUUGUUUCGCGAACUCUAUUUCUUCUAUAUUUCUCAUUUUCAGCGUCUUCUCGCCAAUACCGUGCUCCGAACCUUUAUUGGAGAGGAUGAGAGCAAUGCUAGCGUCGGUUUGAAAACCUUCUACUCUAAGAUGGGCAUCCAAGCGGCACCGGAAGAUCCGAUCGAAAAAGUGUUCGGAGUGGAGGGCAUCGAACAGGAGACUAGCUUCACGAAGGGCAUCCUGGACAAUCUUCCACCAGUCAUGCGUGUCGGCAAGGACGGAGCUGCCAUAUGCUCGUUGUCGAUGGCUGAGAAGAUGAUCCGGAGUUGGUUGGACGUGGAGGGAGCCCUUUUGGGAAGCAUAGAUCCGGACGGUGUUAUCGCCAAACUCAGCGAAGAUGAUCGUAAGGAGCUUGUCGAUGAGCUUAGCUUCAAGAUCAAUCCACUGAUUGUCACCUUGGACCUCGAGUUCCGAGAGACCGUCCACGAUGCUCGUUCUUUCUUGAUGUCCACCCGCAACACCCUCGAGGAAUCGCAGAAGGUAACUCUCGAAUGCGAGGAUAUGAAGAAGACGUUCGAGGAAAAGAUGAACAACGGAACUUUGAAGGACGCGAGCUACGCCAAGCGUACUGGCGCGGCAGUCUACGACGGAAAAACAAAGACGGCCACGAGUGCUGCGGCCACUUCGAACUCGAACGCCAACGCUGGAGGGACGAACCGAAGACCGACUGUGAUUGCGAAGCGUUCUAUGAAACCGGUCAUAUUGGACGGAGAGGGAGACGAGAACAGAGGAAAAGUUGCCGACUUCAUCCGCUGCGUCGACAGUAUUCCGAUCCAACCGAUUCAGGACGACGGACACAACAUGCGAGAUGUGCACAUCGCCUUCCGUCGGCUCAACCAGACCAUGACACCGAUGAUUCACUCGAUAACUACCAACAACCGCAAACUGCAGAAAAUGUUCGCCGACAUGGUCGGAGCGGAUGGAAUGAUCGGCAAGUACAUCAAAGAUCUGAUAGAAGCUCACACGCAAUCCAAGAGCAACUACGGGAAGGAAAUCUCUACGCUCAAGGAAAGUUUGUCGGCCGCCACUACCGAAAAGAACGACCUCUUGCUGCGAGUUGCGGAACAGGCAAAGGCGAUCACUGCGGAGACUGACAAAAAUACGAAGCUACAGAAGGACUUGACGAAUGUGAAGAGUCAGCUGAAGAAGGCGGAGAGCAAGGCGACCAAGGAGGAGAACCGCGCAACUGCUCUUCAGGUUCAGCUCAAUGAUCUCGACGAGAAGACGAAGGCUCUUCGCAAAGAGCUGGAGACUCUCAAGAAGAAGUCGGCUGAUGAGCGCGCCAAGUCGAAGAAGGAGAAGGAGCGUGACACUCAAACGAUGCGUCAGCAGUCCAUCGAGAUCAGCGAGCGCGAGAACGAGAGAGACAAGGCCAGAAAGGAGGUCGAAGAGUUGAACCGCGGAAAGGAUAAGCUGGAGAAGGAGAAGAAGGCGGUAGCCACUCAACUGGCCGCAAUGACCGAAAGAGCUCGUGCUGCCGAGGCGGCUGUCAUGGAAUCCAGGUGGAAUUCGGCUUCUCAAGAGCUCCAGAAGCGUAAGGACGCCGUCCAGAAUGGAUACACAGAGACCGAGGGGCUCGCCAACCGGUUUGUCAUUAUUCUUGUCUGCCCGUCACUCAUUUUUCUUCCUUUUUCAGCGUUCGUCAAGUCGCCGAUCGUGACAUCAUGCGAAAGUCGCUUGGCGAGUGGAAGGCCGCCUUAGACAAGUGUGACGCCCAAACAAAGUCCGUCAAGGCCGAUUUCGAUCACGCGGCAGAGCAGAUCAAGAACGGAGUCAAGACUCUCGUUCAGAUCCUCGAGAUCAAGAUCCCAGCCGCCGAUCCGCUGCCGAAGCUCGUGAAGCCACCACCAGUACAAGUUGUCGCCCCGUCCGCUUCUGUGAUCCCGCCACCGAUCAUUCCGCCGACGCCAGCUGCCGGAGUCAUCGGCCAACAGCGUACUCCGAUCGGCCGUCAAGUGUCGACCAAUGAAGCCCCAUCGGCUUGUUCGACUCCGUCUCGUCAGCAGCGUGUUACUCGUGUUCCAUCGCCAGUUUCGGUCAAGUCCGCGAGUGAUGCUCCGUCGUCGCUCUGGUCGUGGAACACCAUCGGAACGAUCGGAGAGCUUCGUCCGGCCAGCGUCAAUGAGUCGUACAACUCGUCGAUGGAUUCUCUGCAAAGAGACAUUUGGGCGGCGAACGGAAACGGAAACGGCAGUCUCGGCAGUGACUAUCUGAGGGUACGGUUGAACAGAGGACUCAAAGAUUCUAUCAAUUGUUCAAAGCCUUUUCAGAAUCAGCAAGCUUCAAUCGGGGCGAUGACCAACUCUACCGGAUCUCCAGCUUCUCCGUACAACCGUCAACCCGGAAACAAUCAGCAAAUGCAGCAGGGAUACGCCAAUCAGCAAAACCAGCAGCAGCAAAUGCAGAACAAUCAACGUAUGCAGCAGCAACGUGGAUAUGGCGAUUUGUGGACCGGCGCCGCCAACAUGCAGCAGAACGGACAGCAAGACUACGGAAAUGCCCGCAUGAUGUCCCACAAUGGAAGUGGCGACUUGUCGAACGGUCAAGGUAAGGGAUCGAUGGGGGCAGAAGGCUAACCAAGCAAUCAGUUCCUCCUCCAGGUUACGCUCCGUGGCACCAACCGCAACAGCAACAGCCUCCGAUCGGGCAGCAAAUGCGUGGCGGAGCUCCUCAGCAGCAGCAGGCCGGCGGACACCACAACAUGUUCCAGUCGCACUCGUUCUUCGACUAA